UUGAAGUGAUAAAUAUUUAUAUAUGAUAUAUUUCAGACUGAAGUUGUAAUGACAAGUAGUACACGUGGAUUAGAUUUAAAACGUGGUACACUGAGUGCAUCUGUCCUAGAAGCUGCUGGUACAGCAUUACAAGAUGAAUGUAAACAGAAAUACCCACAGGGGAUACAGCAUGGGCAACUAGCCAUUCUUAAACCUGGCAAUAUCAUUGGCUGUAAAAAUAUAUAUUGUGGUGCUUUACCAAGAUUUGAUAAACCUGAAGACAACUCAGACCCUAAAAUGCUUCUUGCAACUUUAGUAACAAAGUGUUUACAACAAGCGCACACUGACAGUAUGAAGUCAAUAAGUUUUCCAAGCCUAGGUACUGGCUUCUUAAUGUACCCACCAGACGUAUCUGCUAGUAUUAUGUUGAAAGCUAUCAGUGAUUUCUCAACAAAUAAUAGUGCUUCUACAGUGCAGUCUGUCAAUAUUGUCCUUCUUGGAUUAACAUCAACAGUAAAGAAGAACCUUGAGGCAUUUAAAUUAGAAUGUAAAGCUUGUGAAAAGAAAAAGCCACCAGUAGCACCAAAGCCAGUCAUUCCAAAAAAAGUGAGUGUUCCUUCCUCUCGUCCGGUACCAAGACCAAGAAGAACUGUCUCACCGGCAGAUAAACCUCUAGAGAGCUCUGCGGAAGUUUUACCAGAACGGGAUACACCAGAAUUCUGUUUACAUAUGUAUCAAAAUGAAAUCGUUCCUCCAAGUAACUGGUCUGUUUACACUCCAGAUAAAAAUGUUAAACAGUGGAAAAUUGGUGAAAAAGGCAAACCUCACUACACCCUGAAAACAGUAAAUCAGUCCACUUUUAAAGCAAUAGAGAGACUAGUUCUCAAUACAUGGGAACCAGCUAAAGUAGGUCAAGGUCGUGAUGCAGCAGGACUUGCUGAUCUGGGUUUCACAAAGUUGAAGGUAACAAAGAUUGAGAGGAUAGAGAAUCUAAAUCUAUAUGAGCAAUACUGUCAGAGUAGACAACAACUCUUCCACAAAGCUGGUGAAGGCGGAAUGUUUACACAGUUAGCAAAGAUUCCUAAUGUCAAGCAUGGCUGCUCAAAAAUCGAGAAUUACUUGGAUGCUAGCCUGAAAGAUAGCUUGUACCAUGAAGUAAAUGAAGGCUAUUUCUUUCAUGGAACUAAGAAUGAAUUUGUGCAGGGAUUGUUGAAGCAAGGGCUUGAUCCAAGAAUGGCACGUGGCGGUGUUGUAUUGGGUGCUGCUGUGUAUAUGGCAGAGAGCUCAACAAAAGCUGACCAGUAUACAGAUGAUAGAGAUAACAGGCAGCAAAAAGGACUACAGAUGUUUCUGGUGAAAGCAUGUCUAGGAAGAAUCUGUUUGAUGACUGAUGUAAAGAAACUGCGACGUCCACCAUGUUGUGAAGGUUGUCAGACAGACAGCUGUGAUCAUGACAAUAGAUAUGACAGUAUUGUAGCAGAGGAGAAAUAUAUAUUCCGAGAAUUUGUUGUGUAUGACAGCCAUCAAGUGUACCCAGAAUAUAUCAUUACAUAUGACAGAGUCUGAUAUUGAUAGUUGUAACAUUGCAGAGUGAGAAAUGGACAUAAUUGUUUUUCUGCCGUGUGUUAUUGACUAUGAUAAUGUAGUAUAACAUUUAUAACAUUACACAAAGUGUAAUAUUGACAAUUGUAAUCAAAUGAUUCAAUUAAUCUCAAUGAAGAUUUAACUUUAAAUCCCUACUGUUUAACAUGUAAUAUGUAACAAAUAUUUAUAUAAUAUUUUUCUUUAAAAGAACAAUAAGCAACUGAUUUACACUCACAAAAAUUAAAUGUAUAUGUGUGAUGAUUUAUAUGAAACCUAGCUGUGAUACAAACAAAAUAUAGCCAUUUAAACUUAUGACUUGUUAUAUACAAUGUACUUGAUAAGCUAGCUGCAUGUUUUCCAAACCCCAUCAGGGACAUGCUGUUCAACAUUUAUUAUUCAUAUUAUAUUACCUGACAUAAUAAUGUUGAAAUUUAUCUAAACUAUUAUGGGACAAAUUCUGAAUAUUUGCAUGUCAGGAUGUUCUACACUGGUGCUAGAAAAUGUCAUCUUACAACCCAUAUGUCAGGCAUGUUGUGUGCUUUAAUUAAAUGAUGUUAUAAUAUUAUCUAAAUACAUGUGUAGCUGCAAUCUCAUUGGUCCAAACAGUACUGUAGUCAACAGAACUUUUUAUAAAAUCAUAUUCACUGGGCGUAGUAUCAUAUUCACUGGCUGAAUUGGAUUUUCCCAGUCUAAAAAAAAGAUUGAGACUCAUAUUCAAUGACCAUACAUCUUAGACUGUUAACUGUGCGCGUGCAUUAAAAAAUAAUUGUUGUGUUUUGUUCUUUAUGACAAGUCACAUUUUUCUCGAUUAAAAUAUCAUUACUUUACUAUUAUACUUAAAGGCUACACCGCAAAAAUGAGUAUAAACUUGAAUAACUUUUGUAAGUGCAGCAUUUGCUUAGUCGUUGCACACCUGACACAUGCAUCUUUUUUCCCCCCGCUUCAAAGAAUCAGGCAAUAGUUGUUAUGUAUAAGGUUGUACUUUUUUGUGAUUUUUUAAAAUUUUUAGCCUAUUCAUAUAAUAAAACAGUUAUUGACUAGUGUGCCAUUGAAUAUGAACAUCAUAUUCAAUGGCACACUAGUCAAUAAUUGUAUAGUAGAGAGACAUUCCUUUCCUUAGGCAUGAAAUUGUUAAUUUGUAUAAGAGUGCUAAUUGAAAGUAUCAGUUUUUGUUAGCUCACCUGUCACAAAGUGACAGGGUGAGCUUUUGUGAUCGCUUUUCGUCCGGCGUCCGUCCGGCGUCCGUCCGUCGUCCGUCCGUCGUCCGUAAACUUUUACUUUAAAUGACAUCUCCUCAUAAACCACUAAGCCAAUUUCAUCCAAACUUCACAGGAAUGUACCUUUGGUGGUCACCUUUAAAAAUUGUUCAAAGAAUUUAAUUCCAUGCAGAACUCUGGUUGCCAUGGCAACCGAAAGAAAAAACUUUAAAUAUCUUCUUUUAAAAAACCCUAAGAGCUAGAGCUUAGAUAUUUGGCAUGGAACAUCUUCUAGUGAGUGUCUACCAAGUUUGUUCAAAUAAAAUCCCUGGGGUCAAAAUUGGCCCCGCCCCAGGGGGUCAUUGAUUUUCCCUAUAUGCAUAUAGUAAAAACUUAAAAAUCUUCCUUUAAAGAACCCAAAGAGCUAGAGCUAAGAUAUUCAGCAUGAAACAUCUUCUAAUGAGUGUCUUCCAAGUUUGUUCAAAUAAAAGCCCUGGGGUCAAAAUUGGCCCCGCCCCAGGGGGUCAUUGAUUUUCCCUAUAUGCAUAUAGUAAAAACUUACAAAAUCUUCUUUGAAAGAACUCAAAGAGCUAGAGCUAAGAUAUUUAGCAUCAAACAUGUUCUAAUAGGUGUCUACCAAGUUUGUUAAAAAAAAAGCCCUGGGGUCAAAAUUGGCCCUGCCCCGGGGGUCAUUGAUUUUCCUUAUAUGUGUAUAGCAAAAACUUAAAAAAAAUCUUCUUUGAAAAAACCCAAAUAGCUAGAGUUUAGAUAUUAAGCAUGAAACAUCUUCUAGUGAGUGUCUACAAAGUUUGUUCAAAUAAAAGCCCUGGGGUCAAAAUUGACCCCGCCCCAGGGGUCAUUGAUUUUCCUUAUAUGUGUAUAGCAAAAACUUAAA
Ruditapes philippinarum (Manila clam) is the source of this 3654-nucleotide messenger RNA. RefSeq lists its product as uncharacterized. The record is from RefSeq and is a predicted model, not a curated record. The transcript has 5 exons. Gene Ontology annotation, cellular component: nucleus; cytoplasm. The coding region runs from base 49 to 1545 and encodes 498 amino acids. NCBI's taxonomy places the organism in Eukaryota, Metazoa, Mollusca, Bivalvia, Venerida, Veneridae. Gene Ontology annotation, biological process: negative regulation of gene expression. Gene Ontology annotation, molecular function: NAD+ poly-ADP-ribosyltransferase activity; transcription corepressor activity.